UUCCCCGUCGCGCCACAACAACACGGACACGCCGCAGCCGCCAUUAUUUUCGCCUCCUGUAGCAAACACCAUUUUCGUUUGUAGUAAAAACUAUUUUGAAUUUAUUUCGCUUCACUCGGGUCUCGUAACAUCGCAAACAUGUCGACUGAAUGGAAAUACGAUGUCAAUGAUUUAGUAUGGGCCAAAAUGAAAGGUUUCCCGCCGUGGCCCGGUCGUGUGAGUGAACCAACUGAUGCGUUAAAAAAAAUAGCUAAAAAAAAUUCUAAAUGCAUAUUUUUCUUUGGAAGUAAAAAUUUCGCAUGGAUUGAAAUUGGUUGUUUGAAACCAUAUUAUGAAUUUAAAGAAUCUCUUACCAUAAGUUGCAAAACGCCGACCUUCAAAGAAGCUUGUAAAGCCAUUGAACAAUAUAUUCAAGAUACAAAAGAUGGUAAGAAUAAUGGUAUACCAGAAUCAGUUAAUUUUGAAAAUUUGAUAAAAAGUGAUACUCCAAGUCAACCUGUAAAAAAGAGAAUUUCUACCAAUGCACGAAACUCAACAUCAAAUUCUUCUGUUAAGAAACGUAAAUCACAGAAUGAUUCUUCGUCUUUUGAUUCAGAUAGUACAAAAAGCAAACCAAAGAAAGAACGUUUAAAUUCCAGUCUCAACACUGGUUAUUUUGCUACUCAACUGGGAUUAACGACCAGUAAUAAUAUAAGUCCACUACGUAAAAACCAUUCACUAUUAGACAGACCUGCAAUCCAAGAGCCGGAAAGUGCACCAUUAGACGUGACCACAGUUUCCCGGUCAUUAAUGAACAAGAAUAUAUUGCCAUCGGAUUUGAAAUUUGGAUUCAUUGGUAUAGGUACUAUGGGAGCAGGAAUAGUUAAAAAUUUGUUAAAUUCUGGACACAAAGUGGUUAUUUGGAAUAGAACAACUGAAAAGAGCCAAAUGUUUCAAGAUGCAGGAGCUAUCAUUGCGUUGACCCCAUCUGAUGUGAUUGGAGGUUCAGAUAUAACUUUUUCAUGUGUGGCUGAUCCACAAGUGGCUAAAGACAUGGUAUUUGGUAACUGUGGAGUUCUUUCUGAAAUAACUCAAGAUAAAGGAUUUGUUGAAAUGAGUGGCAUUGAUCCAGAAACGUCUCAGGACAUUGGCGAGGCUAUUAUUAGUAAAGGAGGCCGAUAUUUGGAAGCUAUGUUACAAGGUAGUAAACCCGAAGCAGAAGAUGGAAGUUUAAUUUGUAUGGCUGCCGGAGACAAAACAUUAUAUGAUGAUUGCCACUCGGCGUUUUGUGCCAUCGCCAAACAUUCAAUAUAUUUGGGUGAAGUUGGUUCAGCUACCAAAAUGAACUUGAUUCUUCAUUCAAUCAAAGCAGUAGCACUAGCCGGACUGGCCGAAGGCAUGGCUUUAGCCGACAGAGCUGGAAUAUCUCAAAAAAAUUUGUUAGAAAUACUAGGAAUGACAUCGUUGAAAUGUUCCUUGCUAAUGGAAAAAGGAACAGCUAUGAUGGAAAACAAUUUCAAAACACAUCAAGCUCUAAAGCAUACGCAAAAGGACCUAAGUUUAUCAUUGAACUGGUCAGAUACUCUAGAACAACCGUGCCCAGUUACAGCAAGUGUUAACGAAGUAUUUAAACAUGCAAAGCGCCUUGGUUAUAGUGAUCAUGACUCUAGUGCAGUAUAUGUUAGAGCUAAAUUUUAAUAAUUUUUUUUUUUUUUACAACCUUUCCUCACUUUAUUUUAUAUUAUUUUUGACAAUUGACAGAACGAAUUAUAAAACAAAUUUUUUUUUUUUGUUAAAAGAAAAGUUUGAAAAUCAUUUUGUUUUUACACUCAAACGACUAUGUAUAUAUUUAAUAAUGUGAAUAUCAUUUUACCCCAAUCCUUUUAUUAUUAUUAUAAAUAAUUUAUUUAUACAAAAACACCAUUUUUCAAUGUCACCUGAAUGAUACUUUCAAGUUUUGAAACCAAA
Molecule: messenger RNA, 1947 nt
Organism: Adelges cooleyi (spruce gall adelgid)
Lineage: Eukaryota; Metazoa; Arthropoda; Insecta; Hemiptera; Adelgidae
Gene: Ndf
Product: cytokine-like nuclear factor N-PAC
Exons: 12
Coding region: 139-1677 (512 amino acids)
Molecular function (GO): NAD binding; oxidoreductase activity, acting on the CH-OH group of donors, NAD or NADP as acceptor; NADP binding
Source: RefSeq, a predicted model, not a curated record